UCUGAAGAGAGAAACAAAGAGAAUUAUAUAUAGUCAGAGAAACAAAAAACUAGUUUCAAGCUUUCAGAAGAGAGAAACAAAGAGAAUUAUAUGUAGUCAGAGAAACAAACAGAUAGUUACUGAAAUGGGUGGUGCAACUCAAGCUACACAUGUUGUAUGCUUACCAUUUCCAGCACAAGGUCACAUUACUCCAAUGCUAAAACUAGCAAAACUUGUCAAUACAGAAUUCAAUCACAAACGUUUAAUCAAGUCAAGAGGAAAUGAUUCGGUUAAAGGUUUACGUGAUUUCCAGUUCCGUACAAUUCCAGAUGGAUUACCACCAACUGAUGUUGAAUCGACACAAGAUAUACCUUCUCUUGCUGUUUCCACCAAGAAAAACUGUGGAGUUCCGUUUCGAAAUCUACUGCUGAAGCUGAAACUUAACGAAACAUCGGGCAUUCCUCCUGUUAGUUGUGUGGUCUCUGAUGGGUGUAUGAGUUUUACACUUGCAGUUGCUAAAGAAUUUGGUUUCCCGGUGUACCUGUUUUGGACUACUAGUGCUUGUGGUUUCAUGGCUUAUCUCCAUUAUCGUCAUCUUAUUGAGAAAAGUCUCAUUCCGCUCAAAGAUAAGAGCUGCCUAAUUAAUGGGUACCUUGAAACUAUAGUCGAUUUUGUUCCAGGAUUUAACAAUAUCCGGCUAAUGGAUUUCCCUGCAUUUGCGCGAACAACUGAUCCCAAGGGUAAAAUGAUCGAGCACAUUCUCGGGGAAACAUAAAAUGCAACAAAAGGGUCGGGUAUCAUCUUGAACACAUUUGAUGAAUUAGAGAAGGAAGUUGUAGGCGCAAAUGCGGUCCAAGAAAUUAUCAUUACCUCCCAUCUAUACCCUUGGUGCUCUUCAUUUUCUUAAGUUUUUUGAUUUUUAAGGUAAAAAUGGAUGAUCCACUUUCUAUUACAAAUCUCUUCAGAAGAAUUACUUGCAAACUGAAUCCAAGUGGUGGUGGUGAUGAUAACAAAAUGACUUUUAACUCAUCAGCGUCGGUUGUGGCAUGCAAUAUCGACAUCUUAACACUAAUUUUAUUGUGGUUACCAGUGAAAUCUCUUCUUGUGUUCAAAUUAGUCUCAAAACAAUGGUUUUCGCUCAUCACUGAUUCAAAAUUCACUUGCAAGUAUACUUUUCGAACUUGCAGCCGUCCAUCCCUGGAUUGUUCAUACAAAGUGAGUUUCCACAAUUCCUAGUUCUUGACAGAUCCAAUAUCAAUGUUAGGCAUGUCAAGACAAGACUCAUAAACUUGGUGAAUGAUAUUUCAAUUGACAUGAAAAAUAAUAGACAAGAAUUCUACAAUCUUGCAAUGGUCUUAUUCUUUGUCACAGUGGUGGAGACACCUAUCGCAUCUACAAUCCAACAACUGGUCAUAGCAAAACCCUUCCUAUACCAUCGUCAUUUUGUAACCACCGUAGUGCUUCAUUUUCCUAUCAUAAUUUUAGCUUAGCCUUUGAUCCAAUGAAAUCAUCUAAUUAUAAAGUAAUUUAUGCGCAAGUUUCUUCCCCAUGCGAGGUAUUUGGCCAUAACAUUGAAAUAUACUCUUCAAAGACGGAUUCUUGGAGGGUUUCUGGAGAACAUCUGGUAGAAAACUCUUGUCCGUUAAUUUCGUCUGGUGGUUUUUGGAAGGGUUCACUGCACUGGAUGGCAUAUGGGAAUAAGUUAAAAUAUUUUGAU
Messenger RNA from Papaver somniferum (opium poppy), 1696 nucleotides. RefSeq names its product 7-deoxyloganetin glucosyltransferase-like. The coding region runs from base 125 to 754 and encodes 209 amino acids. The record is from RefSeq and is a predicted model, not a curated record. Lineage: Eukaryota; Viridiplantae; Streptophyta; Magnoliopsida; Ranunculales; Papaveraceae. The transcript is spliced from 2 exons.